UCCCCGGGACCAGGCCGGCUGCUCUCGGCGCCUCCAAUGCAGCCGCAGGAAAGGGGGCGCCUGGCGCGCCGUAGCCAAUAGAUUUCCAGCGUGCGUGCGUGUGUGUUUUAGUGGAUCCGAGCUUCGGAUGAAGAGCCGGAGCCAUGGAGUGGGUCGCCGCCGCUUCAGGAAAGAGGGGCGAUCCCUUUGCUGGAGGGAUCGCUGCCUGGGAGCCUCCCGAUGCGCCCCCGACGGCAGCAGAGCGCGGCCCCGAGGAGCUGCGGGACUGCACUGAUGGCUUCAGCUUUGCAGGCAAGCAGAGACCCAACGCAGGGGAAUGAAGGGGAGAAUCGGGUUCAAUGCACUUUUCAUUUAUGCUCCAUGUUUCAAUUGAGGUCAACAUCUCCUCCUUGGGAAAAGGACGUUGCUGCGGUAGAGUCUGUCCAGCAGCCGGUGACCUUUGAGGAUGUGGCCGUCUGUUUCACAAAGGGGCAGUGGGAUCUGUUGGAGCCAGAGCAAAAAGCCUUGUACAAGGAGGUCAUGCAAGAGAACUACGAGAACGUGGCCUCCCUGGGUUUCCCAGUUGCCAAACCGACCCUGAUAUUCUGGCUGGAGCAAGGAGCGGAGCCCUGGGUUCAAGAUAUGGGAGAAAAAGCAAUCAAAGCAAGCGACAAGAAGACGGCAAAGAAAAAAGCAACCUGCCCCCUGUGUGGGAAAAUAGUCUCUUCCAAAUACGCUCUUAUCGGGCACAUGAGGACCCACACGGGAGAGAAGCCUUACGAAUGCUCUGACUGCAGGCGGAGGUUUGCCUUGCGGAAGAACCUGACCUUGCACCAGAAAACUCACCAGAAACACCUUGUGCCAAACUCCCAGUUAAUCCAAGAAACCGCAUCCUGCAAAGCAUCUGCUUUUAGCCAGAACCAGCCAGGGGGACAAGAACAUCAAGAUUACCUAACGUCGGAGGUUUCAGUGCCUCAGCCGAGCUACCUUGGAGGAAUAAUCAAGGUUGAAAUGGUGGACGACCCAGACGAAAAAGACCCGAUGGAUGACUAUGCCCUCUCGCUGUGUCCCCCGAUGGAAGUGUGGCCUCCAGACCUGUAUUCAGAGAGCUGUGGAAGGGAACCUGGUGCAGCGGGAGCAGCCCGAAAGACACUAGGCCCCAGAUCUAUCCAAAAGUCAUGGUUCUCUCAAUUCCCGUGGCUGGAGGCCGACAAAGGGCAGACCACCCUCUUCUGCGUGGUGUGCAAGGAGAAGCCGCCCGCUCACGGCCCGGUGUCCAAACUAGUAACGGGAUACACCCGGCCGUUCAAAGUGGAGACCCUGAAGCACCACAACAAGAGCAAUGCCCACAAGCUGUGCGUCCGAGCGCUGACAGCUAAGGAGGACCCAGAUGGCGCUCCGGUGGCCGAGCGCUUGACUAAGAUGUCCAGCCACGUGCUGAGGAACAUGGAGCACCUUUUCAGUGCCGCUUACGACAUCGCUUACCACUCAAAGCCGCUGAACGAUUACGAGAAAGCGCUGGACCUCCUGCAAGUCAUGGGAGCCCCAAUCAUCCCCAGGUACAGGAACAGGGUGGCAUGCACUCUCUUCAUAAGGUGCAUCGCGGACACGCUGCGGAAGGAGAUACUUGACAGCAUCUGCCGCUCGCCCUGCGCCUGCCUCCUCUUGGACGGCUUCACGGAUUCGUCCGACCAGCCCUGCCUGGCGAUUUACAUCCGCUACCUCAAGAGAGCGGAUGUGAAGGAGUCGUACCUUUGCUUGGUGUCUUUGCCCAGCCACACCGCCGACGCCUGCUUCGCUGCCGCCGUUUCAGCCAUGGAUGAGCUGCAGAUCCCAUUCAGGAAACCCGGGUGGGUCGUGGGCCUUGCGACAGGCGGCGCAGCCAGCAUAGCGGCCUGCAAAAGUGCGCUCGUCGCCAAAUUCCAAGAGGUGAUCCCUCGCCUGUCCCCGGCCCAUUGUGUCACCCACAAGCUGCAGUAUGCAGCCAUCAGCGCCUGCUACAGGGACGUUGACUUUGUGAAGGACUGCGAAAAGCACAUCAGGGCGAUGUUCAAGUUUUUCCAAGCCUCCCCUGAAAGACUGAGGGAGCUGCAUGGUGCGGCUCCCCGCCUGGGCCAAAAGAUGGCCAAACUAAUGGAGUCAAACAGUGUCAGGUGGGUGGUGAGCAAGAGGCAAACUCUAAGCGUCCUUCUGGAAAGCUUGCCUGCUUUGGUUGCUCACCUUGAGCGCCUGUCAAAAUCUGGCAGCCACGAGGGGCAGAAGGCGAAAGGCAUGUUGACGUUCUUGAGGAGCUUCCAUUUUGUCAAGUUUUCCCACUUCUUGAUUGACUUCCUUCAAGUUUACAAACCCCUCUCGGAAGUGUUCCAGAGAGAAAGCGUCUUGCUCGGGCAAGUGAACGCUGCUGUGGAAGCUGCCUACCUCGCCUUGCAAAACCUCAUCCAACAGCCGGGACCGAAGGAGGAAGAGUUUAACGCCGCCGUGAAGGACGGUUCUUUCAGAGGGGUCUCCUUGGAUGUGGUCGAGAUGGGAGAGUUCCGGUUUCAAGUGGACCGGGCAAAAAUCAUCCUGACCGGGGCGGAAUACCUGCACCAGAGAUUUGACGGCGAGACAUCGCCCCAGCUCUUAAAAAGCACAGAAGUGUUUGAUACCGUGUGCCGGCCUGCUGCCGGGAGCUGCCUUGCCAAUUCUGGAGACGCUGAGGUACUUUCCAUGGCGAAAUAUUUUGAGUACGCUCUCCCUCCCAGCUACAGCGAGGAAAGUCUGCUGGAUGAAUGGGCCGGACUUAAAAACGUGGCCAGGGACCUUUUGUUUUCAGAGCUGUGCAGGAAGGCCAUUGCGGAGCGUCAAGCGUUUCCUUUGCUGAGCAAACUUGCCUCAAUUUCUGCAUGCUUACGAAUCUCUACAGGAAGCUGUAAGCGGGGCUGCGUUGUUAUGAACCUGAUAAGGACUUACGAGAGGUUGAAGCUUUCCAACGAAGUGGCAAACUCUCUUCUGAUGGUGGCAGUCAAUGGGGUGGCAGUGCCAGAGUUUGACCCGUUGCCUGCAAUCGAGCACUGGUACUUAACAUCAUCAGGCCGUCGUUGUUGACAACUCGGCCGCCGUCCUCACGUGCGUCGUUGAUGGGAUGCGGGCCGGAAGACAGUGCAGGGUGUGAAUAUGACCUAUAGUUGCAUUGGUGCAAGACAUCAGCACCUAAUUUCUCCCCUUCCUUUUCUCUCCCCUCCCCUUGUGUCAGUCUAACCCAGCUCAAAAGGGAGAACAGCCAUGUUUGAGCCAAAGGCAGCAGGCCAGAAAGGCUCUAGGGUUACCUAGCAACUCAACUAUUAACCCAUUGUGGUGUGCAGAGCUCGAAGAGGUUCCUGUAUGGACCUGGAUCACAGGCCAGGGUUGAGAGGAUAGUUGAUCACACAUGAGAAGUGUCCUGGGCCCAACAGAUGCUUUGAGCAGGCCUGGUGACGAUCUCAGGAUGCUCUGGCAGCUUCCUUGUUUAGUUAAAAAAAAAGGUUUUCAAAGCCAUCCUUUAAAAAAGCCAAAAAACAAGAAAAAAACAACCUACAAGGCCUUUGGCUCGACACAGACACUUCCACCUGUUACGUUUCCUUACUCAUUUUUUGAGGCUACGUUGUUAAUAUUGGUGUCGUUUAAAAUUUUGUUGCAAUGCUUUGGGUACCAAGGGGUACUAAAAAGAACAAAACACUUGUA
This is a messenger RNA of Podarcis muralis (Common wall lizard), 3681 nucleotides long. Its product is annotated as zinc finger protein 862-like. Lineage: Eukaryota; Metazoa; Chordata; Lepidosauria; Squamata; Lacertidae. Gene Ontology annotation, biological process: regulation of DNA-templated transcription. The record is from RefSeq and is a predicted model, not a curated record.